Lates calcarifer (barramundi perch) is the source of this 2124-nucleotide messenger RNA. It is a transcript of the gene entpd1, whose product is annotated as ectonucleoside triphosphate diphosphohydrolase 1. The transcript is spliced from 11 exons. The record is from RefSeq and is a predicted model, not a curated record. Gene Ontology annotation, molecular function: UDP phosphatase activity; GDP phosphatase activity. Gene Ontology annotation, cellular component: plasma membrane. The coding region runs from base 222 to 1700 and encodes 492 amino acids. Gene Ontology annotation, biological process: nucleoside diphosphate catabolic process. Lineage: Eukaryota; Metazoa; Chordata; Actinopteri; Centropomidae.
ACGUUACACUGAGCAGAGAGCUGUGUUACCAGAGAGAGAGAGAGAGAGAGAGAGAGAGAGAGAGAGAGAGAGAGAGAGGAAGAGAGAGGAUUAGAGUGAGAGAGAGAGGGAGACAGAGAGAGGGGCAAAGAAUAGAAAGAGCAUUGUGUUGCUGCUGAGAGAGAACCCAUGUCCGCACAAAGAGACUUGACAGUGACAGGAAGGAAGGGCGAGAUUCAGAGAUGAAAGAGAAGAACCCAUGGCACACGCCUGUGACCAUCAUCAUCACUGUGAUUGGUGUCAUAGCGAUUGUUGCCUUGGUGACGGUCGCAGUUUUGCAGAACAGGCCUCUCCUCCAAAAGUACAAGUAUGGGAUUGUACUGGACGCUGGAUCCUCCCACACAGCUCUGUAUAUCUACGAGUGGCCAGCAGAGAAGGAUAACAACACUGGCAGAGUCGAACAGACACAUUCCUGCAAAGUCAAAGGUCCAGGUAUCUCCAGCUAUGCGGCUGCUCCAUGGAAGGCAGGAGAGUCUCUGAGAGACUGCAUGCGGGAGGCCAAGCUACAAGUCCCAAAAAAAAGACACCACGAGACCCCUCUCUAUCUGGGAGCGACUGCGGGAAUGAGACUGCUCAAUAAAGAGGACAGCUCAGCAUCAGACCUGGUUUUUAAGGCUGUGGAAGAAACCCUGCAAAAGUCCCCCUUUUCCUUUCAGGGAGCAAGAAUCUUAAGUGGCCAGGAGGAGGGCGCCUUCGGCUGGGUCACAGUCAACUACUUGGACGAUCGCCUCAAGCAGGGCCUGGAAACCACAGGCGCGCUUGAUCUUGGUGGGGCCUCCACUCAGAUUAGCUUUGUAUCCGAUAAUUAUGACGGCUCUGAGUCACCCAGCAACGCCGUGACCUUUCGACUCUAUGGAAACGACUAUAACCUGUACACUCACAGCUUCCUGUGUUACGGGAAAGACCAAGCACUACGAAUGACGUUGGCACAACAGACUCAGGGUUCAAGUUCAGAAAUAUCAGAUCCUUGUUUCCACCCUGGCUACACAGACACAAGGAACUACUCAGUCCUCUAUGACAGCCCCUGCGUGUCAAGCAGGAAACCCCAGGGAGCACCUGCAACCUUCAUUCACCGUGGAAUAGGGAACUUCCAACAAUGCCAGGCGUUCGUGAAAAGCGUCUUCAACUUUACGCACUGCAAAUACAGCCGGUGUUCUUUCAAUGGGGUCUUCCAGCCACUUUUGCAGGGGCCAUUCGGGGCUUUCUCCGCUUACUACUUUGUGAUGAACUUCCUCAAUCUGACCGAUACAUCCAUCCAUUCACUGGAAACUGUCAAGGAAAAGCUAACAAGCUACUGCGCUACCCCAUGGGAUCAGUUAAGACAGCGGUAUCCAGAUGUAAAAAUAAAAUACCUGGCUGAGUAUUGUUUCUCCGGCACGUACAUCCUCACCCUGCUUACAGAAGGAUACAACUUCACCUCAGAGAACUACUCCAACAUAAAAUUCAUCAAGAAGAUUAAAGGCAGUGAUGCAGGCUGGACGCUGGGCUACAUGUUGAAUCUGACCAACAUGAUUCCAGCCGAAGCUCCUGACACCCCCAUUCUGCCCCACGCCAGCUACGUCUCCAUCGUCUCCAUCAUGGCGAUAGUGAUCUUCUUCCUCUUCAUCCUCAGCCUGCGCCCCCUCUGGCCCCGUUGCUCCAAGCAGCCGCAGAUCGUAUAAACGCACAUACAUACACACACACACACACACACACACACAUACUGUGUGUACAAGCGAUGGUGAUGGAUGGAGUGUGUGUGAGGGAUUGCGAGCGUGUUGGUGAGGGCUAUUUUACCAAUUUGUGAAUAAGCAAGUCAACGUUACACUUUCCAGCCUUUGUGAGGAUGUCAAAGGUCAACGUCUGCUGCAACAACAGUCCUGCAGCACAUAUGGAUUCAAGGACAUUUCAGUGUGACAGAUGUUUUCUCCCACUGGGGAGCGAGCUCUUCUUCCCUGGUUGAAGGGCAUUUGCUGUGGUUGUGUGUGAGUGUGUAUGAAUGUAUGCAUUUGAAUGUGUGUACCCACAUCAGUCUGCAUGUAUGUGUCUUGAAUUAUGAUGUGAAUAUGAUAAUGUAUAAAUAAAAUAACCCAAGUUUAUAUAAAA